GUUGUAGUUAGUAGUAUUCUAUGGCGGGAGACGGAGGGUCACCGUGCUGUUUGGAGGUUUCCUGCAGUUUUCAGGCGAUGUGACUCCAGUUUUGGUUUGUUUUUGUGAAUGAGGAGCACAUGUGGUCCGGACGCUUCCUGAGGGUAGCAGCAAGUCUCCUACAGGGGACAAGAUGUGCCCCCAGACAAUGGCAGCUUCACACCAACAGAACUAUAUCCUGCCUCCAGGUGCCACACCGUUCAGUGCUGCAGAAUCCAGCAAAAAUACCUUCUUGGCAUAAUCUGUACGAUGGAUCAAAGCACUCACCCUUGGUUGUUUUGUGCAGGACAUUGAAAAAAGACACAAAGUCCACAAUAGACAUCUUUUCCACUCCUGUCACAGUGACUGACAUCAAGCAGUACCUAAAGUCUAAGGGUGUCCCCUUCUAUGAUGGCUAUAGCUGCUUACACGCACCCAGCAUUUUUUUGGAGAAAAAAUCCGAUGUCCUUGAAGGUGGUGGGAAAGAGAGCUACAAUAUGUUCAUUGACAAAACCACUGGCCAGUUUCUCUGUAAAGAGACCCUGGUGGAAGGCAGCUGGGAGGACCUGCAGGACUGUCUGGAAGUAUUGCAGAAAGAUGAGCAGACGCACAUCAGCCCUGAUGUGCUGCUGAGCUACUCUGAAUCUGUAGAGGAACAGGAGGAGAGGCAGAUGGAGCUGAAGGAGGUGCAGAGGAUAUGGAGCAGCUCUGUGACUUUAUCGGAUCUUCUCGAGGAGGAGACACAGCUUAUCAAAACCAUGUUUCAGUUGAAUAAGCUCACCAACGCCACCCUGAAGAAGUUUGGGGUGAGGUUCUUCAAGCCAACCAAAAGCCUGGUGUUUCCCUGGUUUAGUGGGCGGGACUCAAGUCUCCGUGGCGUAAAGCUAUUGUCUGCUUCCACUAAUGAAGAUGGGCAGGUUGUUUAUACAGAAGCUACAGUUCCUAAGUCAUCCAACUACCACAACCUCUUUGGGCUCCCUUUAGUGGGAUGGAAGGAUACAGAAGUUGUGCUUACCGGAAGUGAAAUUGACAGCAUGGCAGUAAGUCAAGCCACUGGUCUGCCUACUUUAGCCUUACCUCGUGGAGUCAGCUGCCUGCCUCCGGUCCUCCUUCCAUACCUGGAGCAGUUCAAGAAGGUCACACUGUGGCUAGGAGGAGAUAUGCGCUCCUGGGAGGCUUCAAAAAUAUUUUCACGGAAGCUCGGACUGAAGCGUUGCGCUCUUGUGCGCCCAGGGGAAUUUCAGCCAUGUCCUAAGGAGGCACUGGUCCAUGGUAGGAACCUUUUACGAAUUGUAAAGGCCUCCAUCCCUGCUGCCCACAAGUCCAUAGUGUCUUUUAAACAGCUUAGGGAGGAUGUGUAUGGAGAGCUGGCUAAUAUGGAGCAAGUAGCUGGAAUGAAGUGGACUCGAUUUCCUGAACUUACUCGAAUUUUGAAGGGCCAUCGUAAUGGGGAACUAACGGUUUUCACAGGUCCCACUGGCAGUGGGAAAACUACUUUCAUCAGCGAGUACGCUCUUGAUCUGUGCAUGCAGGGGGUAAACACGCUAUGGGGCAGCUUUGAGAUUAAGAACGUGCGCUUGGCCAGAAUCAUGCUGACCCAAUUUGCUAUGCAAAGGCUGGAGGAGAACCUGGACCAGUAUGACUCCUGGGCUGACAAAUUUGAGGAGCUUCCACUUUACUUCAUGACCUUCCAUGGUCAACAGAACAUUAAGACAGUGUUGGACACCAUGCAGCAUGCUGUCUACCUCUAUGACAUCAGCCAUGUGGUCAUUGACAACCUGCAGUUCAUGAUGGGUCAAGAGAAUCUGUCUGUUGACAAGUUUGCUGUACAAGACCACAUUAUUGGAGCUUUCAGAAAGUUUGCAACAAACAGUAGCUGCCAUGUAACCCUGAUCAUCCACCCUAGGAAAGAGGAGGAUGACAAGGAACUACAGACAGCAUCUAUCUUUGGUUCGGCUAAGGCAAGUCAGGAGGCCGACAACGUGCUCAUUCUUCAGGAAAAGAAACUGGUGACAUGUCCAGGCCGCAGAUCCAUGCAGGUGGCCAAGAACCGGUUUGAUGGUGAUGUUGGUGUGUUUGCACUGGAGUUCAACAAGACCACACUUACUUUCUCGUCCCCAGUCAAAGGUAAGCAGAAAUUGCGCAAGGUCAAAGUGGACAAGACGGAGGACCCGGAGCAAACAGUUGAGACGGAAGCCAAAGAGAAAGUCCUGAAGCCUGCCAAAGCUCCUAAAGCCUCAAAGAGUGUGAAGGGACCAUCAGCUGGCAAGAGUAAAGAGGAUGAAGAGGGGAAGAAACUGUAGACAAGAUAAAAAGGAUGUUUGUAUAGUCAAUAAUACACUGUGAAUGCAAGUGUUACAUUUGGGUCUCGAUCUAAAUGCUUUAUCUGCUAAUAGCGGGUAUACUGCUACUGAAUCUGUAAAACCUUAAUGAGUAGGUUUCAUUGUGAAUAAUGAAAUGAAUGAAGAAGUUGUGUGAUGGUAACUGAACUGUAGAUAGUGUUGAAAAAGACUGCUGCUUGUGUUGAGAUAUUCACACACACAUUUGCUUGUCACACAGUAUCCUGAACGGUAUUGGCAUUGGUAAUGGCAGUGUAUGCACUUAAGGACUCAAGCCAGAUCUCUUUUGCAGAGACCUAGCAUGGAUUAUUAUCCACUACUGUGGACACAUAUUUAGAAGUGUCUAAAACCCAUUUCUUAUUAUUGUUAAAUACAUUUAACAGUAUGUACUUAUAGGCACAAUAUUUUGAACUUAUGUCUUUAUGUAAAAAAUCAUAUAUUAAUAUGUAUUUGUACUGUUAAUAAAAACCUUAUUAUAAAACUUU
Messenger RNA from Astyanax mexicanus (Mexican tetra), 2842 nucleotides. It is a transcript of the gene twnk, whose product is annotated as twinkle mtDNA helicase. Gene Ontology annotation, cellular component: mitochondrion. The record is from RefSeq and is a predicted model, not a curated record. Lineage: Eukaryota; Metazoa; Chordata; Actinopteri; Characiformes; Acestrorhamphidae. The transcript has 6 exons. Bases 120 to 2321 code for a protein of 733 amino acids. Gene Ontology annotation, biological process: mitochondrial DNA replication. Gene Ontology annotation, molecular function: 5'-3' DNA helicase activity; single-stranded DNA binding; ATP binding.